AAAACCUAGUAUAAAUAUUUCAUGCUUCGCAUCAUACUUCUUCCCUUUCGUUUUUCCUUUCUUACACUUUUUUCACGUCACUUCCUUUUCUGAAGCCAUGACUGAGGAUCAGCAAAAGCACCAUAAGCGUAGUUUCACGGGUUUCACCAAGGAAAAGUUGGAGGAAGAAUUGGCCCAGGUGCCUAGUGAACAAAGAGCUGCAUGGGAAAAAUACACUGUCCCAGAGGGAAAUGAUGUCGAUAGCAUUGCUCGUUCUAUCGUCCAUCACACUACCACAACGCUUGCUCGCACCCCCUACAACAUGGAUGACUUUGGUGGAUACCAAGCUACUGCUCAUUCCGUUCGUGACAAGCUAAUUCAAGACUGGAAUGAAACUCAGCAGUACCAUACAAUCAAGGACCCCAAGCGCGUUUACUAUCUCUCAUUGGAGUUCCUCUUGGGUCGUGCUAUGGACAAUGCUCUUCUUGCCAGAGGUCUAAAGGAACCUUAUACCGAGGCAACCAAGCAACUUGGAUUUAAGAUUGAAGAUUUGUUGGAAGAAGAACGCGACGCUGCUCUUGGAAAUGGUGGUCUCGGUCGUUUGGCCGCUUGUUAUAUGGACUCGCUGGCCACCCUGGACUAUCCUGCAUGGGGUUAUGGUCUUAGAUACACUUACGGUAUCUUCCAGCAAAAGAUUGUAGAUGGAUAUCAGAAUGAGGUGCCAGAUUACUGGCUCACUUAUGAUAACCCAUGGGAACUUCCUCGUCUUGAUAUCUCUAUUGAGGUUCCUUUCUAUGGCCAUGUGUCAAAGUACUCUGACGAAAACGGCCGUACUCGCCACAAGUGGGAGGCCGGUGAGAUUGUCCAGGCUGUCGCCUAUGAUGUCCCUAUUCCUGGAUUUGAUACCAACAACACCAUCAACAUUCGCUUCUGGUCUAGUAAGCCUCGUAAGGAAUUUGAUCUUGCCUACUUCAACUCGGGUGAUUACAACCGUGCCGUAGAAGACCAAAAGAAGGCUGAGAACAUUACAUCGGUCUUGUAUCCUAACGAUAACCAUAUGGUGGGUAAGGAACUUCGUCUCAAGCAGCAGUACUUCUGGGUCUGCGCUUCCCUUCACGACAUUAUUCGUCGCUUCAAGAAGACCGAUCGUCCUUGGUCUGAGUUCCCUGAUCAAGUUGCCAUUCAACUUAACGACACUCAUCCUACUCUUGCUGUGCCUGAGUUGAUGCGUGUUUUGGUCGAUUUGGAAGGUUUGGAAUGGGACGAAGCUUGGAACAUUACCACGCGUACCUUCGGUUUCACCAACCACACUGUGCUUCCUGAGGCUUUGGAAAAGUGGUCUGUGCCCAUGUUGGAGCACUUGCUUCCACGUCAUUUGCAAAUCAUCUUUGACAUCAAUCUGUUCUUCUUGCAAACUGUGGAGAAGACCUUCCCCAACGACCGUGACCUCCUUGCCACCGUCUCCAUCAUUGAAGAAUCUCAACCCCAGUCUGUCCGUAUGGCUUUCCUUGCUGUCAUUGCUUCGCACAAGGUCAAUGGUGUCGCUGCUCUUCAUUCUCAAAUUAUCAAAGAUACCAUUUUCGCCCCCUUUAUCAAGGUGCUCGGACCUGACCGCUUCACGAACAAGACCAACGGUAUCACCCCUCGUAGAUGGCUUCACCAAGCCAACCCUGACCUUUCCAACUUGAUCGCCAAGAAACUCGGCAGCUUCAAGUUCCUCAAAGAGUUGUCGUUGUUGGAUGGCCUUUCCAAGUAUGCCAACGAUGAAGCCUUCCAAAAGGAAUGGAUGGAUAUCAAGUACAAGAACAAGGUUCGCCUCACCAACUUGAUUAAGGAAAGAACUGGUAUUGAAGUGAACCCCAACGCCCUGUUCGAUAUCCAAGUCAAGCGUAUUCACGAAUACAAGCGUCAAUUCAUGAACAUCCUUGGCGUCAUUCACCGUUAUGCCAACCUUAAGAAGAUGAAUGCUGCUCAACGCAAAGCAGUCGUCCCUCGUGUUGUUAUUUUCGGUGGCAAGGCUGCUCCAGGCUACUACAUUGCGAAGUUGGUCAUCAAGCUCAUCAACAGCGUUGGUGAAAAGGUCAACAACGACAAGGACAUUGGCGAUCUCCUCAAGGUUGUAUUUAUUCCCGAUUACAAUGUCUCGGUUGCUGAAGUUAUCAUUCCCGCCAACGAUAUCUCUCAGCAUAUCUCCACUGCUGGUACUGAAGCCUCCGGUACUUCCAACAUGAAGUUUGUCCUUAACGGUGGUCUUAUUCUUGGUACUGUGGAUGGUGCCAACAUUGAAAUUUAUGAAGAGAUUGGCGACGAUCAAAUCUUCUUGUUUGGAGCUCGCUCUGAGCAAGUUGAAGACUUGCGUCACGUUCAACGUUACCGCAACGUGCCCAUGAACCCGGAACUCCAAGCUGUGAUCCACCUCAUUGAGAAUGGCACUUUUGGUGAAUCUCAUAUCUUCCAACCUCUCAUCAACACCAUCACCGUUGGAAAGGAUUAUUACUUGAUCUCGGUUGAUUUCGGUAGCUACCUGGAGUCAAAUGAGUUGGUCGAUGAAGCUUUCAAGGACAAGAAGGCAUGGGCUCAAAAGUCCAUUCUCUGCACUGCUCGUAUGGGCAAGUUCUCCUCUGAUCGUGCCAUCAAGGAAUAUGCUGAGGACAUUUGGAACAUUGAUCCUGUCCCCGUUCCCGACAAGAAAUAAGAACAGCCUCGGUCGUCAUAGUACAAACACUCUUCUUUUUCAAUUGUUUUUUCUUUUAUGUUCCUCCAUUUCCAUGCUCUCUCUGU
Umbelopsis ramanniana AG is the source of this 2760-nucleotide messenger RNA. RefSeq lists its product as uncharacterized. The record is from RefSeq and is a predicted model, not a curated record. The transcript has 6 exons. Gene Ontology annotation, molecular function: glycogen phosphorylase activity; pyridoxal phosphate binding. Gene Ontology annotation, biological process: glycogen catabolic process. The coding region runs from base 98 to 2674 and encodes 858 amino acids. Gene Ontology annotation, cellular component: cytoplasm. Lineage: Eukaryota; Fungi; Mucoromycota; Umbelopsidomycetes; Umbelopsidales; Umbelopsidaceae.